CUGCAGUUAUAUAACUUAAUGGGUUAUUCAUUGCAACAACAAAACACAAGACUUUGUGUUUAGUUUGGCUCUUCCGGUUAGCCUAGCCGCUAGCUUUGCUCAGCCUUCCUGGGAAGAAUCAGCUGAUUCCAGGCUCCAACAAUGGAGGACAUGUACGUGAAACCCGGUAACCAGGAGCGGGGCUGGAACGACCCCCCUCAGUUUUCCUACGGGCUGCAGACGGCCCGCGGACCUCAGAGGAACCCCUUGAGCAGGAGAGCUGUUCCAGCAGCGAGCUCAGGUCCAGGUGCUCCAACCCCAGCCCCUCCCUCCUCCAACCUCAUGGCCCCGCCCAUGUGUGGAGUAGCUCCGCCUCCUCUGUCAGCUGGACGUCCACCUGAGGCAACGCCCACUGCCCAAAAGGGACCAAUGAGAAAGCAGGGAGAGGUGGAUGGCAGCUUAUCAGAGCCUGACCUGGAGACUGUGAUGUCAGUGCUGAGCAGAGCGCUGGAGGCCUGCAGGAGCUCCGUGAGGGCUCAGGUGUGUAACGAGGUUGCUAAGAGGCUCCGCCUCCUGGAGGACAGCUGGAGGUCCGGUAAACUCAGCCUACCUGUAACCAGACGCAUGGAUGUCCUGUCCCAAGAGCUGCAGGCCGGUCACUGGGACUCUGCUGAUGAAGCUCAUCGCUCUCUGAUGGUCGACCAUGUGACCGAGGUUAGCCAAUGGAUGGUCGGCGUUAAGCGGCUCAUCGCUGAGACCCGCAACCUCAGUCCAGAUCACCUGAAACCGCUCCAGAACCCAACAGAACCAGCCCAGGACCCAACAGAACCAGCCCAGGACCCAACAGAACCAGUCCAGAAUCCCAUAGAACCAACCCAGAACCCAGGAUGCCAGUCUUGAGUUUCCCAGAACCCUGCAUUCCAGCUCUGGGUAACUUGGCCGGGAUUCUGUGCGGUUCUUCUCAUUUUCUGCGCUGGACCGGUUUCAGUUGUUUUGGUAUCGGUACCAUCAGUACGGUACCAUCUGUUCACCAGGUUUGGACUCCUACAUCCUGGGGCUCUAGUUCUGCUCAUACAGACCCAGAACCUGAACCUCAGGCAAUAAACAGAACCAGACCUACUCACAUCAGAACUGUGGACUCUUGAUUCUGGAACCAGAACUUCUCUGGGUCGUCAGGUGGACUCGGACUAGAAGAACCAGGACUUUAAGGCCUGGACUCUGAGGGUUCUGGACAUUAGGGAACCAGAACUUCUCCAUCAGAACCUGCUGUUUAGAACCAAACUGAACCAGAGCAGACCUUUCAGCUGAUUGGAUUGGGAGUUGACAUUGACGUUUCCCAGCCAAUCAACUGUGCAUAGCUCCAUUCUGAUUGUUCAGUUUUCCUUCAGGGGCCACUCUGAUUGGUCUUCUGAAACGAUCACAGCUUUGACUAUUUCCUCUCUGUGUCCUGAUCCGAUUGUAAGCUUGACUGGUUCUGUUGCGGCGUAGCAGCAAAAUAAACAUCUGAAAAAAGUG
Molecule: messenger RNA, 1494 nt
Organism: Poecilia reticulata (guppy)
Lineage: Eukaryota; Metazoa; Chordata; Actinopteri; Cyprinodontiformes; Poeciliidae
Gene: sra1
Product: steroid receptor RNA activator 1
Biological process (GO): regulation of transcription by RNA polymerase II
Cellular component (GO): nucleus
Source: RefSeq, a predicted model, not a curated record